This is a messenger RNA of Pogonomyrmex barbatus (red harvester ant), 4519 nucleotides long. It is a transcript of the gene Tango1, whose product is annotated as transport and golgi organization 1. The record is from RefSeq and is a predicted model, not a curated record. Gene Ontology annotation, molecular function: protein binding. Gene Ontology annotation, biological process: vesicle cargo loading; protein secretion; endoplasmic reticulum to Golgi vesicle-mediated transport. Gene Ontology annotation, cellular component: endoplasmic reticulum exit site; endoplasmic reticulum membrane. Lineage: Eukaryota; Metazoa; Arthropoda; Insecta; Hymenoptera; Formicidae.
CAAUAUGGCGUGAAAGAAAACGUCACAAAUGGUAAAUUUGCUCUCUAUACAGUGUACAUAGUUUAUGGUCACGUUGUGCGUCUGAGGAGGCACUGUCAUUGGAGUGGAUGUCGGUAGUGAUGUGGAACUUUGCAACGGUGAAAAUAUGACGAAAAUAAAUACGUUCACGAAUGUUUCGUUUUUGUGUGUCGCAAUUCUCCUCUGUGCAAUAUCGCAAUGUCUAGCCGCCCUAUCUGACAAACAAUUAUGUUACGACCCAAAUUGUUCGGAACUCGUUUCGAUGGCCAGGACUAUUAUUGCUUAUAGUGCAAACGAUCAUGAGGUAAUGUCGUUUGGUAUCAAUGCAGAUGUCAAAGUUUUUAGUAAAGGCGCUGGGAAACGGACAGAUUUAUGGGGUGUCGAGAUAAACGGUAAGCGUGGAUUUGCACCCAAAUCAUUCCUAAAGGAAUACAAAGUCUUAAAACGUGACUUGUUGUACGAAGUGCCUGUUUAUAAAUAUAAUAGUAAAAUUAAUAAACUUCAGUCAGAGAAACUUGAGUCGACAAAGCAAGAAAAAGAUGAAUUGGAUACGUUGGAAGAUGAAUCUUCUAAAGAUGAUAAUGAGAUAGAUUUGAAGUCUAUAGAUGAAAGUCCCUCAGAGAAAUCUCAUGCGAUUAAUGUAGAUAGUAUAUCGCCUUCAUAUGAAGUAAUAGAUGGUACCACAGUUUAUUUGGAUAGCAAUCCAUCUGUACAACCUAGCUUUGUAUCUGAGGCUACACAUGCUACUGCAUUGCCGAAUGAAGUUUCAAUGACUUCUGAUUCUGAAAUUAAUAUUGAAAAAUUAUCUGACAAGAAUACAAGUAUUGACAAUGAAUUACAGCCAAACACAAGCGAUCUUACUGAUAAACUUGAAAAAAUUAAAUUGUCAGUAGAUACACAGAAACAAACAAGCUCCAACAUAUUGCUAGAGAAAUCAGAAGCAAUAAUCAGUUCAAACAGUGAAGACGUUUCAAAGUUGAAUGGAAACAUAAAAUCCGAAGAUAAACUUGAAAAUAUAGAAAAAUUGGAUAGCAGUAUGGAGGAGAAAGUUGAAGAUGAAAAGAAAGAGAAAGUUACCGAACAUGUUGAAAGUGAUGGUAUAUUUGCCUCUCUUACGAAAACAUUUAAAAUGUUGUCCAACUCGGAAGAAACUAUAAUGACAGAGAGCACUAUUACUCAAAGUAGCGAUGAUACAACUGUUUCCGAAGCUGUUGACAUUAAGGAUAACAUAAUUGAAAAUGUUCUUCCAUUCAUCCAAAUAAAUUUGGAGUCACACAUAAAUCCAAAUCUUGUAGAUAUAGAAAAAGUAGAAAUGCAGGAAGAAGUUGUACAUGAGAAUGUUGAGAGCGUAAAAAAUGCAGAUGAAGAGGGGAAAGAAGCCUCCAUAAUUCGUUCAGAAAACGCUAUAUCUUCUAGUGACGUGCCUUCAUCCAAUAAUUUUGUACAUGAAAAUGCUGAUAAACCUGCCAAAGAAUUGCCAACAUCAUUUCUGGUUUCAACAGAUGAUAGUUCUGCUUCUGCAAAAGUUGACAUUGAAAGUCAUGUUGAAAAUAUUCAAAUACAAGAUACAAGCAAAAUAGAGAAAGUUACAGAAAAUAUAAACACUGAUAACAAAAUUGCUUCUUAUAAAGAUGAAUCAACAGUUUCAUCUAAUCAAGAAACUGCGACCACACAGACCAUCACUAUUUCAAGCAAUGAUGAUAUCGAGCAAAGAUUAUCGGAAAGUGAUGAAACAGUAGAAAAUACAAAGAAGAAUGACUACAAAGAAACAAUUGCCCAAACUGAAAUCUUAUCUCCUAAUAAAAUUUUAGAAACUGUUGAUUUACUAUCUGUUAAGGAAACAGAGAAUGUUACGACAGAAUCAUUCCAUGAGAGUCACUUUGAUGAUGAAAAAAUAGCAAUUACAAAAGAGGCAUUAAAUCAUAGCGCUGCAGAUAUUCAAUUUAAUAAAGAAUCAAUUGUACAUAGUAAUGUAAAUAAGAAUAAUUAUUUAGUCAAUGAUACUAGCUCAGACAAUGUUCAAAAAACUAACGAAUACUCGAACAGUGUAAAAUCUAGCAAUCUUGGGUCGGAACAAUCUAUAGAUUCUAGUCAAAAGAGUACGAUCUCGGAGCAAACAAUGAGUCUUAAUGAAAUUCUCAAGAAAUCAGUUUUGCCAAACGUUCAUGAGAAUUCGAAACAUGUCAAAAAACAACUUGACAAUUCUAUAAAGGAGGAAGGAACCUUACCUGAAUAUGAUGAUCACAUAAGCAGUGAAGACAAAGUUUUGCAUAAAGACGAAGAUGAAAAUAAUAAUUUGGAAAAACCAGAAUCAACUGUACUAGAUGAAGUAGAAAUUCUACAGAUAAAAUUUUGUUCGGUUGAUCAUGAAUGUGAAGUUCAAACAACAACUGAGUUUCUGGAUCAAAAGAAAGAUUUUGAAAAUGGAGAAGAUAAUAUGGUUGAAACAACAAAAUUGGAUUAUUACUGGAAAACACUGAUAUAUCUUUGCGUAACAGCCGUUGCAACACUUAUAUUUACUCUUGGAUAUUAUUAUAUUGAGAAUACAAGAAGAGAUGGACAACUUAUAGCAAGAAUUAAUGAACUUGAGAAAUUAUUAGUCUCAACAAAAGAAUGUGAAGUACUCAGUGAGAAUCUUAAAUCUAUUAAAGACAAGUUGUGUUACAUAGAAGAUGAAUCAUUUGGUUCUAACGAAAUGGUUGUAUCGCUAAAAGCUGAUUUAGAAAUGUCCCAGAACGCAAAAGCCGAAUUGGAAGAUCAAGUGGCUAUGUUGGAGAGAGAUUUGGAAAAUGCGACAGAAGCUGGUUUAGAACUCGAGCGUAUGCUAAGAGAAGUUUUGUCAUCAAACAAUGAAGUUAAUCCGCUAGCUCAAUCAGUGGAAGAUCUACAAGCACGAUUAAACGCUCAACAAGCCGCGAACGAAUCCUUAACGAACGCGUUGAAUCUUAAAACUCAAGAGAUUGAAACUUUAUCAAUCGAUCUUGUUUCUAUUAAGAAAAAAUGUGAGGAAUUUGAAGUAGAAUAUUUGCGAAUACAGGAUGAAUUGGCGGCAGAAAGAGACCUUAAGAAUAAUAUAGAACAAACGCUAACAGAUAAAAUACACGGUUUGAAAGAACAAAUAGAUGAGUUGUCUUCUGAAAAAUCGUCGUUGUAUAAGGAAUUGAGAGGAAAAGAAAUAGAAGUGAAAGAAUUAUUAGAAGUUAUGAACCAAAUCAAAUCGAAUAAUUUGGAUUUGGAAAAAUUGUAUGAUGUAUCUCAUGUUAAAAUUGAGGCAGUACAAUUACGUGAAGAAAGAGACGAAUUAAAGGCGCGAUUAAGUGAUGUUGAAGGUGCUCAUCAAUUAUUAGAAGAACAUAUGAAAUUUGUUAAGGAAGAGAUAACUGCGUUAAGUGAUCAAUGUAAAAUAGCUGAAAGAAAAAAAGAUGCAGAAACACGACUUGAAGUGUUAUCAAAGUUUUUCCAAGAAAAAGAAACCGAACGCCAAAAGGAAGAGGCCAUUUGGUUGCAGAAACAAGGAGAAGUUGUAUCAACAGUCGAAAGGCUACACACAAUGCAAAAUGAAAUACAAAAUUAUAAGCAACAAAUAGAAAUGUUAAAACGAGAGAUUAUAGAUCAGGAGAGAGAAUACAAAAAUCAAAUAUCCGCUCUAGAAACGAAAGCACAUGAGCAAUGGGUUGCUGCCCGACAAAAUGAGCGCCGUUUGGAAGAAUCGAAAGCUGAAGCCAGUCAAUUACGUAAUCGUCUUACACUCGUAGAGAAAAACUUAAAUGACACCGAUCCCGAAGCAAAGCUACAUCGCCUGGAAACGAAUGGAGAAACGGCAACUUCGCCGCCACUGUUCAUAGGAGCAGAAUCAUCCAAUUCUCCCGUAAUGUUUAGCGGUUCCUCAGGAAUCCCACCACCCCCGCCACCCUCCUAUUUGCAUUGUUUCCCGCCGUAUUUGCCGCCUUUGCCACCCGCCGCUGCUUCUGGUCUACCUCUGUAUGAUAUCAGUCAACGUCCUCCGCCUCUCGGCGGCAGAUUGUCAUCACCUCCACCGAUGCUGCCGCCGCCACCGCCGGCGUUACAUCGUCCCCCCGUUUCCGGGGGUAGGUACGAGAACGCCGGUUCCCCACCACCACCUAUGUCUCCGCCACAUUUACUUCCACCAUUUGAUCAUCAUAGAUCGCCACCGCCUCCGUUCGGUAGCGAUCACAUCCCACCCCUUCCUCCACCUGGCUCUAUGUUACCUCCACCCCUCGGAACGACGCAUCCCUGGGGUGAAGAAUCACUGCCGCAUCCGCGCAAUUCUGGUUUCCAUCCUCAUCAACGAGAGCAACGUGUGCGCAAUCAUAAAGGUUCCUUACAUUCUUCGGGAGAAUCACUGGAUAAGGCGCAUCAUGGAAAAGUCUAAGUUUUAUAUCUUGUUAUUCAACAUCGUUGUACAAAGGCCAAAUCACUGUAUCAGUGACAAUUCUCAUUGUAUUACACUUAUAAAUAAAUAUGUAAUGAUGAUGAAAAC